GCUUUUAGAAGAUGGUUGUGUGGUUACAUUUUAUUUUCUCUAGUUUUUUGUCAUCUGUUGUACCAGCAGCAAACCUUUGCUUUUCUUGAAUUCAGUUUUUUUAUCAGCAAGAAUGGCAGAAAAAGGAUUUGAUGUUCAAGGAUGGGCGGCCAGAGAUCAAUCUGGCGUUCUUUCGCCUUUUAAUUUUACUCGCAGGAAGACAGGACCCAACGACGUAACAUUCAAAGUUGCUUUCUGUGGGAUCUGUCAUUCAGAUUUGCACCAGCUCCGCAACGAAUGGCAUAACACCCUAUACCCAAUUGUCCCAGGGCAUGAAAUCGUUGGGACUGUAGCUGAAGUGGGGACAGAAGUAAAGAAAUUUGCGGUAGGGGACCGUGUUGGAGUGGGAUGUCUGGUGCGCAGCUGCCAUAGCUGUGACAGCUGUGAAAAAGGGUUAGAGCAAUACUGUGACAAAGUUGUCUUCACCUACAACGCUAUGGAUGUAGACGGCUCUGUCACCUAUGGAGGCUACUCAUCUUUAAUGGUCUGUGACCAGAAGUUUAUAAUUAAGGUGCCGGAAAGCCUGCCAUUUGAUGCGGCUGCCCCAUUGUUAUGCGCUGGGAUAACUGUUUACAGCCCCAUGAAGUACUUUGGAAUGACAGAGAAGGGAAGUCGUUUGGGCGUAGUGGGUCUUGGCGGUCUGGGUCACAUGGCGGUUAAACUUGGCAAAGCCUUUGGCCUUCAUGUGACCGUUAUCAGUACAUCCCCAAACAAAGAAAAAGAAGCCAAAGAGGUUUUGGGGGCUGAUGAUUUCCUUAUCAGCAAAGAUGCAAACCAGAUGAGGGACGCAGCUAAAUCGCUGGAUUAUAUAAUUGAUACUGUAUCUGCUGAUCAUCCCCUGCCGCCAUUGCUCAAUUUGCUCAAAGUCAAUGGAAAGCUUGUUGUUGUUGGCAUUCCUAAUAAACCUCUACAAAUGCCUGCGUUUAGUGUUAUAUUUGGGCGGAGAUUAGUUGCAGGAAGUUGUAUUGGUGGAAUUGAGGAAACGCAGGAGAUGAUGGAUUUCUGUGCAGAGCACAACAUUUCAUGCAGCAUAGAAAAGAUAUCUAUUGAUUAUGUCAACACAGCAAUGGAAAGGCUGGAGAAGGGAGAUGUUAAAUAUCGAUUUGUUAUUGACAAUACUGAGAGUUUUAAGGUUUAAACCAUAAGAAGAUACUUUUUGGUAUAUACAACUAUGGAGUUUAAAGCUCGAAUUUGCUAGGACAGAUUUUGGAGUUGAUAUUAGUUUUGUGUUAGGCAUAUGGCAUUGAACUGUCCUUUUUGUUUAGGCAUAAUUUUCUACCUAAAUAUCUGGGUGUUUUCAUCUGGGCAAUGAAUUGUUCUUUCGUUUGACAGGAUUUUAUACCCAGAGAUCUAGUUGAUAUUGAGCAGGUGUUGGUCAUUUGACAAUAAACUACUCUGUUUUGGCACGAUAUUCAGAAAAAACAAUUGUUUAUGAUACGGCUUAAAAUAUGUAAAGAUGGAAGUGUAUGUUUUUUAUCAGUAAAUUGUCUUUAUUUUUCAGUUGAAAAAUUUGUUUGAACA
Messenger RNA from Cryptomeria japonica (Japanese cedar), 1560 nucleotides. RefSeq names its product mannitol dehydrogenase. Lineage: Eukaryota; Viridiplantae; Streptophyta; Pinopsida; Cupressales; Cupressaceae. Gene Ontology annotation, molecular function: zinc ion binding; cinnamyl-alcohol dehydrogenase activity. The record is from RefSeq and is a predicted model, not a curated record. Bases 113 to 1177 code for a protein of 354 amino acids. The transcript has 5 exons. Gene Ontology annotation, biological process: lignin biosynthetic process.